AUGGCCAAGAAGCGGAUUGCAGUGAUUGGAGCUGGAAUUAGUGGGCUGGGUGCCAUCAAAUGCUGCUUGGAGGAAGAUUUGGAGCCCACCUGUUUUGAAAGAAAUGAUGAUAUUGGAGGUCUCUGGAAAUUUCAAAGAAAUACUUCAGAGAAAAUGCCUAGCAUCUACAAAUCUGUGACCAUCAAUACUUCCAAGGAGAUGAUGUGCUUCAGUGACUUCCCUAUACCUGAUCAUUUUCCCAACUACAUGCACAACUCCAAAGUCAUGGACUACUUUAAGAUGUAUGCCAAACACUUUGACCUCUUGAGCUACAUCCGUUUUAAGACCGAAGUGAGGAGUGUUAGAAAGCAUCCAGAUUUUUCUUUCAGUGGACAAUGGGAUGUUAUUGUGGAGAGUGAUGGGAAACAGGAGACUCUGGUCUUUGAUGGGAUCUUGGUGUGCAGUGGGCAUCACACGGACCCUUACUUACCACUUCAGUCCUUCCCAGGCAUUGAAAAAUUUAAAGGCUAUUAUUUUCACAGUCGGGAAUACAAAAGUCCUGAGGAGUUUUCAGAAAAGAGAAUCAUUGUGGUUGGCAUUGGGAAUUCUGGAGUGGAUAUUGCCGUGGAGCUGAGUCAUGUAGCCAAACAGGUAUUUCUCAGUACUAGGCGAGGAUCAUGGAUCUUACAUCGUGUUUGGGAUAAUGGGUAUCCCAUGGAUAGUUUACUUUUCACUCGGUUCAAUACUUUCCUCAAGAAGAUAAUAACUACCGCCUCAACAAAUAACCACCUAGAAAAGAUCCUGAACUCACGAUUCAAUCAUGCACUCUACGGCCUGCAGCCUCAGCACAGGUGA
Molecule: messenger RNA, 834 nt
Organism: Oryctolagus cuniculus (rabbit)
Lineage: Eukaryota; Metazoa; Chordata; Mammalia; Lagomorpha; Leporidae
Product: flavin-containing monooxygenase 5-like
Molecular function (GO): flavin adenine dinucleotide binding; NADP binding; N,N-dimethylaniline monooxygenase activity
Source: RefSeq, a predicted model, not a curated record